Notolabrus celidotus (New Zealand spotty) is the source of this 1800-nucleotide messenger RNA. It is a transcript of the gene mgst2, whose product is annotated as microsomal glutathione S-transferase 2. Gene Ontology annotation, molecular function: glutathione peroxidase activity; enzyme activator activity; leukotriene-C4 synthase activity. Lineage: Eukaryota; Metazoa; Chordata; Actinopteri; Labriformes; Labridae. Gene Ontology annotation, biological process: leukotriene biosynthetic process. The transcript has 5 exons. Bases 933 to 1355 code for a protein of 140 amino acids. The record is from RefSeq and is a predicted model, not a curated record. Gene Ontology annotation, cellular component: nuclear envelope; membrane; endoplasmic reticulum.
AAUCCCACCCUGAUUAUAGAGGCUAUAGCUACAUCAAGUCCUGAGUGCCAGCACGCUGAUUUCAAACUUUUUUCGCUGUUUUGUUUCUUUCACAGAAGCCAGACUAGUUUGUCACAUGACACAACUUCAAUUAAUACAUUUCUGGCAACAUUUAAUCGAAACCACUUGAAUGAGUGUGAUCAUUCUGACUCAGUGAUGUAUCAACCCACACCUCGUUACAAGAUACAUUGUUAUUAAUGACGGUACAUCAAGCGCGGCAGAAUAUGAAGACUACAAUGCGAGCGUUUAUUUUCUGCUCCAUGUUAACGGUCUGCUAUAAUAUUCAAGCAGCCGGGAAAGUCAGUGGGACUCUGGCAUCACCGAGGCCGCCUUGGCUCGCCUGAUAAGCGGGCUUCCUGCUGAAUAAAGUCCGGGGCGUCUGGUGUUACCGCGCGGGCCUUGUGACACACUGACUCGUGGAGACUUGAAGUGAAUCAGAUAACAGAGAGAUAAGACGCACCGAGCCAACACUUCGUGCACAAGGCGAAAAUAGAACAAGGAAAAUGAGUUGUUUACCUUCUACGACCUCUUCUAUGUUCUCAUCAUCGCUGUCCAUGCUGCACGAGGCUGCCGGCCUGACGGACUCUACUCGGGCUCACUGCUCCUCUUGUCACCCACGAGGCGUCACGAGCGCAGCGUGGUAUGAUGUGACAGUUGAUGAGACCAGUUCAGAGUUAAUGCCAAGUUUCCUUAUCAUAAUGAAAAAGCAACAUUACGCAUAUUAGUUCAUCAAUGGGCAGGGCAGGGCUCUGAUAGAGUCACAGCAUGACAGCACUUGUUGUGGGAUGUGCUAAAACUGGAUCACUCCCUCUGGAAGUCCCUCCUCCUUGUUGUAUAAGGCUCACUUUGGACUCCAAGAAACCUGUGCAGAGCGUCUUGUUUUCAGCAGAGCCAUGGGAUCCGACUCCCCUUUCUUGUUGGCUGGGGUCUCCCUACUGUCGGCCCUGCAUAUGGGUUAUCUGGCCCGGCGGGUUGGUCGGUCCAGGAUGGCUCAUAAAGUCCUGCCUCCCUCCGUCACUGGACCCCCAGAGUUUGAGAGGACUUUCCGAGCACAUCAGAACUGUGUGGAGUUCUACCCUCUGUUCCUGGUCACGAUGUGGACCUGCGGCAUGUUCUGCAGUGAGGUGGUGGCUGCUGUAGGAGGACUGGUCUACAUGAUUGCCCGACAGGUUUACUUCAAUGGCUACGUCAAGUCCAGCAAGAAAAGGUUACCUGGUUUCUACCUGACUCUGGUUGUGUUUGCCACUUUGUCUCUGCUGGCUAUUAUUGGAAUACUGCGUGGAGUACUACACGAGUACUUUCACAUCCACCUCUGAAAAUGAAAUCGACUGAGCAACACAGGACAGCCAGUUUGAGAAAGGGAUUAUGUGAUAUUAAUCAAAUUUGUGGACACCCUUUUGUGACUUAAAUAUUCACUACAGGAACAACCCCCAUUAACGGGGUUAGUUUUUGAGAUACCCUUAUCAGAGAUAGAACAAAGCACACCCAUGUUUUUACAUAACUCUGAGAUGUCUACUUUAUAUAAUGGAUGGUUGUAUAAAGGUAAUUGACUGCUCAAUUACUUUUUGGGUUGUGUUCUUUGGUUGUUCUAUUUUUCUAUGAUUUUACCAAAAACAAAAGCUAGUUCAGAUUGAGGCCUCUCCAUGAGGGACAGCGUCUGUUAUUACAUGUAUCUCUGGAAACGAAAAUCAGAAUGUCUCCAAAUUUGGACUGAAUAUUCAAAGAUGUUUUUCACUUACAAUAAAGCAUUUUUUUUAUUAA